GAGGAGGAUGAGGAGGAGGAGGAUGAGGAUGAGGGGGAGGAGGAGGAGGAGGAGGAGGCGGCGGAGGGUCAGGGGAACGAGAGGAAAGAUGAGAUUGGAUGUGAAUUGACUCAGCUGGCUUCUCAUUGGAAAGAAGAGCUCAAUUUUCGUGUUGGUCUUCUUCCGGCUGGCGUCAAAGAGGCCUCCAGUUUGCUGUUAUCCUGUCUGAAGUUGAGUCGGGACGAUCUUUGUCAGGAUGGCAAAUGCCAGUUUGUUCCAGGUGAAUCAGGCUGUGGCGGUGGAUCAGGCAGUCUGUACGGCGAGGGCAGCCAGCUGAGCAGUAGUGCCAGCAGUAGUGGCAAUAGUUACUGUAGUGGUGAGGUUGGAGACGCCGGAGGAGGAAGAGGAGCUGGCCUACUGAUCAACACUCAGUCAGCCGGCUGUUUCCCCAUGACGCCUGACUGCGGAGGUCUAGGCUCUGUAGUGCCUGGAGGGCUGGUGGGCCUGCAGACUCUGGGGUCUGCUGAAGGUGAUGAAGUCUCGAGUUUGGGAGUGUGUUUAAGUCGCAACGUUGACCUUGUUGGCCGACUUGACGAUGAGACGGAGUACAUGACGCAGGGUUGUUGCAGUCAGGUCAAAGAAGGACGUACAAUGGGAUUCCCGGGAGACGGAAGCGGAGGCGGUGGAUCAAAUCCCAGUGCUGGUGACGGGGUUGGAGACAACAGUUGCGACAGCAACAGGGGAGGAGGUGGUGGCAGUGGCAGUGCUGGUGGUGGUGGAGGCAGAGGAUGCGGGGGCGGCGGCAAGGCAAAACGAGUGCGAACUAGCUUUACACCCGAUCAGCUGGCCAUACUUCAGAUGAAUUUCGAGCUUGAAGCCAAUCCGGACGGACAGGAGUUAGAGAGGAUCGCAAACUCGGCUCGACUUAACAAGAGAGUAACUCAAGUAUGUUGUGAUGACUUUUUGAGAAAAUGUUAA
This is a messenger RNA of Protopolystoma xenopodis, 957 nucleotides long. The record is from the annotation of a GenBank genome assembly. Lineage: Eukaryota; Metazoa; Platyhelminthes; Monogenea; Polystomatidea; Polystomatidae.